CGUUGGACUCCGCAUCUUAUUAGCAACAAGGGAGAUUUCUCCAUUUUGCAGCCUGUCUACCGCGACACGGCCACCAAUCUGGGAUUGUACUACUUCGACUUACCUGGCCGCUUUUUCCUGCUAUUUUGAAAAAUCCUCCUCACUCUAACUGGACUUUGCUUUACAUUUUCCCUGUGAACUUUUUCUCUGUGCAGAGAGAGGGAGACAAGAGCGAAGAGCUUUGCUUUCAACAAAGAGGCUUGUGGGUCUUUGUUCGUUUUUUGGAUCAGUUGAGUUUCUUUGUUGGAGCGAAAAGCAUGGGAGCGCAAUUGUCCAAGACAGCCGGAAAGGCUGAGACCGUGGCUGAAAAGCCCGGAGAGGCAGCAGCUUCACCUACCAAGACCAAUGGACAGGAAAACGGCCAUGUUAAAGCAAACGGGGAUGCCUCUCCUGCAGCAGCCGAGAAUGGCAAAGAGGAGGUGCAAGCCAAUGGCAGCGCCGCGGCCGAAGAGAGCCCAAAGGAGGAGGCAGAGAAGGCGGAGGCCCCCACCGCUGAGAAGGAGGCUGCAGAUGGGGAGAAGGUAGAGGCGGCGUCUCCUGCUCCUGCUGAGGGAGAGGCAGCAGCAAAGGCAGAGGAUGGCACCACACCUUCCACCAGCAACGAAACGCCUAAGAAGAAGAAGAAGCGGUUCUCCUUCAAGAAGUCGUUCAAGCUGAGCGGCUUCUCUUUCAAGAAAACCAAAAAGGAGACGGGAGAGGGAGCAGAGAACGAGGAGGCGGCUGCAGCAGAAUCCACAGAGGAGGCGAAGGCUGAAAGCACAGAGGAAGCAGCGACUACUAGCGAGGAGGCCAAGCCUGCUGAGGGGGAGGCUGCACCUGCUGCAGAGCAGCCCAAGGAGGAGGUCGAGGCCAAGCCAGAGGCAGAAGCAGCGGCACCAGCAGAGAAACCUGCUGAGGAGCCCAAAGAGGCCAAGGAGGCCGUGCCCGCCGAGGAGCCAAAGGCAGAGGAGCCAAAGGCAGAGGAGAAGCCAGCAGAGGAGGCGCCCAAAACAGAGGAGGCUGCUCCCGCCUCACAGGAAGCAGCGUCAGCAGAAGCUCCGGCUGCAGCUGCAGAGGCAGCCGAAUAAGUCUGGAAAGAGGAAGAAAUUUUGGCAAAAAAAAAAUUAAAAUAGAAGGAAAAAAGAUAAUCAAGAAACAUUUCCCUGUUUGUAUGUUGGAGUGACGCCAGGUCUUGGCUUUGAAGAACUUGUCUACAACCAGGGAUAUUAUUUUAAAGCUUUUCUUUAUUUUUGGUUUCCAUUGCCCCUUAUACAAAACCCAUCUCGGCCCAUUGUUACUUCCAUUCUGACGGGCUAGAGAGGUGGGUGGCUUCAAUAUGUACAACAGAUUAAAUACAUCCACUCUGCCAUAUAUUUUUUCAUCAGUAUUAAGUUUUGUUUUUUCUUUUGAAUUUUUAUACAACAUGUAAACAAAAUGGUAUGGACAUGCAGAUGGUAUGAAGCAGAAGGGGGUAGAGCUGUAAAUGAGGGGGGCGGGUUCAGAGAUGGGCGGGGCGGGCCUGGGAGAUGUGCCACAGACUAUUAUGGAAAAAAGUAGUCUAAAAAACUAGGAGACCAACAUCUACAUUCACCAUGCGGUUUACAACACUAAGUCCUUUUUUACAAUAAGACCACAAUAAAAAUCCCAGAGUUAGCUUUUUAGAAAGUCAUAUAAACUCAUAGGAGCUUUUCACUCCUCUGUAGCUGUACCAGUCAGUGAUUCAGUAGAAAUACAAGUUGUAUAGGCUUUAUUGUUUAUCGUUGGUUUUCUGACCUUAAUAAAAAUGUAAGUAUGUAUAUGCGGGGUGUUUUUAACUGUGAUUAUUGUACAAAAUGAAAUCUUGAUCUCAAGAAGCACAUGAAGUUUGCAGCUCCUUUUUUCCACCCGCUCAUUUUUGUAAGAAAGACACACACACACACACACACACACACACACACACACACACACACACACACACACACACACACACACACACACACACACAGUAAUACUGAAAGAAAGACCUUCUUAAGCAAUUUCGAACUCCAAAACCAAGCUGUGAUAAGUGGAAUGGUUAACUGUUUAUAUACUGUGGUAUGCUUUUUGAUUACAGCAGGCAAUGCCUUUUCAGUGGUCUCUGACACAAUUUAAGGAAUCUAUCAGAUGCAAAUGUUUGUGUAGCAUCUCGUCUCUCUCUCUCGUUUCCUUUUGUAAAUACUGGAGAAGCUUUGACCAGUUUGACUUAGAGAAGGAAUGUAACUUUGCUUACAAAAAUUGCUAUUAAACUCCUCUGCUUAAGGUGUUCUAAUUUUCUGUGAGCACACUAAAAGCAAAACAAUAAAUGUGAAUAAAAUUUGA
Messenger RNA from Micropterus salmoides (largemouth bass), 2355 nucleotides. It is a transcript of the gene marcksa, whose product is annotated as myristoylated alanine-rich protein kinase C substrate a. Gene Ontology annotation, biological process: central nervous system development; actin filament organization. Gene Ontology annotation, molecular function: calmodulin binding; actin filament binding. The record is from RefSeq and is a predicted model, not a curated record. The transcript has 2 exons. Bases 297 to 1106 code for a protein of 269 amino acids. Gene Ontology annotation, cellular component: plasma membrane; actin filament bundle; cytoplasm. NCBI's taxonomy places the organism in Eukaryota, Metazoa, Chordata, Actinopteri, Centrarchiformes, Centrarchidae.